Messenger RNA from Coregonus sp. 'balchen', 14645 nucleotides. The record is from the annotation of a GenBank genome assembly. NCBI's taxonomy places the organism in Eukaryota, Metazoa, Chordata, Actinopteri, Salmoniformes, Salmonidae.
CUGCACACUGAUCUGGAUAAGGGUGAGAGCGAGGUGAAGUACACUCUCAUGGGAGAAGGGGCCGGCUCCAUUUUCACCAUCGACGCAACUACCGGGGACAUCCAUGCCUUAAGAAGCCUUGACAGGGAGGUGAAGCCUUACUACACCCUCCGUGCACAGGCUGUCGAUAUCGACACCAACAGGCCCCUGGAGCCCGAAUCAGAGUUUGUAAUCAAGGUCCAGGACAUCAACGACAAUGAGCCAAAGUUUCUAGAAGGGCCAUACACAGCCAGUGUCCCUGAGAUGUCACCUGUAGGUAAGAAGAAAUAUCACAAAAGACUGUGUGUCGGUCCCAAAUGGCACCCUAUUCCCUAUAUCGUGCACUACUUCUGACCAGAGACCUAUCGGGCCCUGGUGAAAAGUAGAGCACUAUGUAGGGAAUAGGGUGCAAAUUAGAAUGUAAACAAAAUAUCACAAAAUGCUUCAAUUACCUGCUAAACUUGACAUAACAAAAUAGAUGCAUUACUUAGAAUUUAAAAAACUAUCACAUUGAGUUUUAGAUCGAGACAGAGUACAAAAAGGUAUCAUAAGAAAGGGAGUGGUAUAGCCACAGGUAGAACAAGAGGGAGGAAAACAGAUCCAACAGAUUUUGACAUUUCAGCAAGCGAGCCAGUUAGUGCCUGAGUACAUUGCGGAUCGAGGCUUGUCUUUAUGCUCUCUACCCCAGGGAAGGGAGAUCAAGGUAAUUCACUCUGAGAUUGGCUCCUCUUGAUCUGAAUAUCAAUGGAGCCCUGGCGAAGAGAACAGCAAGUUAUAUCUCUCCAAAUGCUGAAUGGAGCAGGGUACAGUCACUCCACACACAAACUGGGCUGUAGCUUUUUUAUUUUUUAUUUUAUUUUUAUUUCACCUUUAUUUAACCAGGUAAGCCAGUUGAGAACAAGUUCUCAUUUACAACUGCGACCUGGCCAAGAUAAAGCAAAGCAGUGCGAUAAAAACAACAACACAGAGUUACAUAUGGGGUAAGAAAACAUAAAGUCAAAAAAUACAACAGAAAAUAUAUAUACAGUGUGUGCAAAUGUAGCAAGUUAUGGAGGUAAGGCAAUAAAUAGGCUAUAGUGCAAAAUAAUUACAAUUAGUAUUAACACAGGAAUGCUAGAUGUGCAAGAGAUUAUGUGCAAAUAGAGAUACUGGGGUGCAAAAGAGCAAAAUAAAUAACAACAUAGGGAUGAGGUAGUUGGGUGGGCUAAUUUCAGAUGGGCUGUGUACAGGUGCAGUGAUCGGUAAGGUGCUCUGACAACUGAUGCUUAAAGUUAGUGAGGGAGAUAAGAGUCUCCAGCUUCAGAGAUUUUUGCAAUUCGUUCCAGUCAUUGGCAGCAGAGAACUGGAAGGAAUGGCGGCCAAAGGAGGUGUUGGCUUUGGGAAUGACCAGUGAGAUAUACCUGCUGGAGCGCAGACUAUGGGUGGGUGCUGCUAUGGUGACCAAUGAGCUAAGAUAAGGCGGGGAUUUGCCUAGCAGUGAUUUAUAGAUGGCCUGGAGCCAGUGGGUUUGAAGACGAACAUGUAGUGAGGACCAGCCAACAAGAGCAUACAGGUCACAAUGGUGGGUAGUGUAUGGGGCUUUGGAGACAAAACGGAUGGCACUGUGAUAGACUACAUCCAAUUUGCUGAGUAGAGUGUUGGAGGCUAUUUUGUAAAUGACAUCGCCGAAGUCAAAGAUCGGUAGGAUUAUCAGUUUUACGAGGGCAUGUUUGGCAGCAUGAGUGAAGGAGGCUUUGUUGCGAAAUAGGAAGCCGAUUCUAGAUUUAACUUUGGAUUGGAGAUUCUUAAUGUGAGUCUGGAAGGAGAGUUUACAGUCUAACCAGACACCUAGGUAUUUGUAGUUGUCCACAUACUCUAGGUCAGACCCGUCGAGAGUGGUGAUUCUAGUCGGGUGGGCGGGUGCCAGCAGCGUUCGAUUGAAGAGCAUGCAUUUAGUUUUACUAAGCUUUACUAUUUACUUUUAAAUCACCAUGGUCCCUUUCAAGCUGAUCUAAAACAUGGCCAGUCUUCUACUCCCUCUAGGUAAACAGAGCUGGAAGGCAGUCUAGAAGGUAGUCUCUCUCUCUCUCUCUCUCUCUGUGUGUGUGUGUGUGUGUGUGUGUGUGUGUGUGUGUGUGUGUGUGUGUGUGUGUGUGUGUGUGUGUGUGUGUGUGUGUGUGUGUGUGUGUGUGUGUGUGUGUGUGGGUGUGUGUCGGUGUGUGUCAGUGUUUGUGUGAGUGUGAGUGAGUGAGUACGUGGGCCUGAGGCUGGGUGGGUGGGUGGGUGGGUGUGUGUUCCAAAUCAGGGGCAGGAAUAUAGGACCUACUGUUUCCUUUAAACGAGUGAUUGAGCAGGAGGGCUAUAUGCUUUAGGAAUGAUGAUUCUUUUCAGAUGAUUCUGCAGUGUGUGUGUGUUUGAUAAAUGGUUCAAUAGGGCAUUGAUGGAGUGUGUGCCUGAGAAAAAUAGGAAUCACUGCUAAUUACAUUAAUAUAAUUAAUGGAACUGAUAAGCCUUCCUUGGGGAAAUGGGUGUGGAUUCAAAAGACCAAUUAUGAUGAGUACUGUAUUUUUCUUUUCAAAGAACUUCAAGGAACUGGAAUUUGCCAAGUUAAAAGUGGUGCAUAGUUUAUUUAUAUUGUAUUAACCCAUUUUAAACCAAGCACUUGUAUUUAAAAGCUUUAUGGAACUGGAGCUGUUUAUAAAAGGAUUGUAUCAAUAAAAAGCACAAGCAAAAGCGUUAAUACAGUACGUGCUGAUAAACCAGUACAAAGUAACUACCUAUAGUAGUAAAAGUGUGAAUGACCAUUAGCAUUGGCAUAGGAGUGAUAGAGCAAGUAGAGCAUCUCAGCUCCAUUAUACCUGGAUGCGUGGUGCAGGGCUUUGUUAGGAAGGAUUAACACUCUAAUCUCUCUCACCUAAUGUUUUCAAACAAUUGUUACCAUCUGCUCACAGCGCAAAUCCUGUUUAAUUAAGGCUUAUUAUAGCCAACUAAGAGAUUAACAUGUGUCAAUGGCCAUUUGUGGAUGUAACUUCCCUUGGACAAGCAUACUGUACAGUACCAGCCUGUACAUAUGGACAAAAAAAGACAUACCUCAUUUAGCCACAAAAGUGAUUUAAUUGAGUUUAUAGAUAGAAUAAUUUCCAAUUGGAUUGUAGAUCUACAUGCUUCUGUAGAGUCAGUGGAUUAAUGCAAUGGUGUUUUAGAUUCAAGCUACAGUUAUUAAAGGGGGUGAGCCCAUACUUAUAUAACCAGUAUUUACUAUUUUCCUGGUAUUGCAGGAAGUUUGGAUGGCUGCCAUCUUGUUUCCUAUUCCUGCUGUGGGUGGCUCUUUGUUUCACUAAUGGCAGCAAUGUCUAAUGAAUGAGUGUCUUUUGGCUAAACAUCCACUUGCAUAGUUCUGCAAAUGUAUAUUUCACAUAAUUCAACGUUCCAAUACUGCACACUUAUCUUCUAUUAUAUCCUCUUCACACUUUAGUCUCUGUGGCUCUGUCCCAAAUGGCUCCCUAUUCCCUACAUAGGGCACUACUUUUGACCUGAGCCCUGAUUAAAAGUAGUGCACUGUUUAGGGAAUAGAGUGCCAUUUGUGAUGCAUACAUAAUAAUAAUAAUAAUAUGCCAUUUAGCAGACGCUUUUAUCCAAAGCGACUUACAGUCAUGCGUGCAUAAAUUUUUGUGUAUGGGAAGGUCCCGGGGAUCGAACCCACUACCUUGGCGUUACAAGCGCCGUACAUGGUGGCACAAGCCGCUAAACUGCAUGAAAAUAUUACUUUAAAAAAUGACUCCAUCUGAAUGAUGCAAAUGUAUGUGUAUGUUUCACAGGGACUUAUGUGAUGCAGGUGACAGCCACAGAUGCAGAUGACCCUACCUAUGGUAACAGUGCCAGAGUCGUCUACAGCAUCCUCCAUGGCCAGCCAUACUUCUCUGUGGAUCCCAAGACAGGUAAAUAAGAUGGGCAACAUCAGUCAAAAAUCUAUCUAAUUUGGUACUUUUUGUCAAUGUUGAAUGUUGUUUCGUUUAGCGAUUGUUUGAAAUAACAAAAAGGCGGGAUACCUGUCUGUCUCAGAUGUGUUAAACAAUGUAAAUAGCUUACUUGUUGAAAGAAGAAUGAGUUUCUAACUGCCAAGUUUUGUAGCUGUGAUAAUCUAAUAGGUGGGCAGAUAUUCCAACUUUUUAACAUUAGUAUGGACAAAGUGUUGUCUUCAACUUAAAUCAAAUCGAAUAAACAAAUGAGCGAAAUAUCUUGUUUUGAUUACAUUGUAGCUGGCCAGGGCAAUGGAUUAGAAACAGUGACACGUUAUAACUUCAAUUUCUUUACUGUGAACAGAGAAAGUUCUCUAUCAUUGCUAUACAUACAGUGGACUUUGUAUCCUUUCUUUACUUCUUUGCUAAAGCUGGAAAAACAAUCAAUAAUAGCGUCUACAAAUUACAUUUCAGACACCUCAAUAUUAGGCAAUUGGGUUUAGGCCGGUUACUCUUUGACAGCAGUUAAUAACAUUCUGUAGCUUGCUAGUAUAGUCAUAUAAUGUAAUUCAAUAUGUGUGCAGUGCUCACUGCUUUGUCCUCUGUGAAAAUAUAAAUGAACUAGAAAAGGACAUUUCCUGAAGAAAAUGUGUGUGCUUGCUUGUCUUGAAGGAAUUAUGGUGUGAAAUAGUAGUGGUAGUGGUAGUGACUGCAAACGUAAUGAUAGUGGGUCUGGAUCUAUGCCAGUGUCAAGGGAUCAGCAUCUCUCUGACCCUGCCCAUCAUGCGUGUCCAGGGGCCAGCUGGGCCCUGCGAGCAUCAGUCUUAUAAUAGACAGCUAACUGUCAAGAACCCUACAACACUCUAACCCAUAUGUAUUUGCUGUAGCCUACUGUUCGAUACAGUUUCUACUUCUAUUAAUGUGUCCAAAAGUCAAAUUGUCUGUGUUAUAAUUUAGAUUUGUAUUAUGUAUUUUAAUCUGAAAGCAAUUGAAAGAAAAUGUAUGUAUUUCACUGGAGAAAAACAAUAUCCUCAGGAGUCUAUCUGUUAUUGUCCAAAAAGUUUUUGUAUCUCCUGCUUUAACGCCCCUUCUCCAAAAUAGCAGAUUUUGUUGGUAAAGGAAUCAGAAAGGAUUGCCCCGCGGGAGGCAGACACUUCAGCACACUGAAGUGGGCAUUAAACCUUCUCUUAAAUUAUUACAUAGCCAGUGUUAUAAGUUGACCUCUCUGAUUUGCUUGCCUGUCCUAUUUGCAGCCUGACCAACAGCCUGCAGGAAACCUUUUUUUCCUCUUUAGUUCCAAGGGCUCCAGUGACGAUUGAGAGAGGGGGCAACACUUCUGAUCAGAGGCUCAGCGGAAGGAAGAGGAGUGGAGAGGACGAGUGUGUCAGAAAGGGUGCCCCUUUGAACAAGUCCCUCUCAAACCCUGUUGCGACUUCAACUUUAUGCCCCUUUUUUAACCUGUGCGUUAGUUGUCUGGUUUCUGAAAUGUGGUCCACAUUCGUAUUGGUUUCAUAAGCUGAAAUGACUGGGGGCCGGGUCAAGGCUUUUAAAGAAUGGCACUGGUGCUUCUUCGAAUACUUUGCUCUGGAGUGCUCUCUUUCUCAAAAGUUCUCUCUCUUUGUUGUUUCAGAAGAACUUGUUGUUUCACUGUGUGCAAGUUCAACAUCAGGAUCCGAUAAGGGGGGGGGUGGGGGGGUGCAUUCGAGAUGUUUUUAUCCCACUCCUGGUGGAACAAGGAACUAUGUAAUAAAAUACUUUUUCAUUUUUCUCAAGAAAAAUAUACCAUUAUUACCUGAUUUUAGAGUUCAGGCUUUUCGCUGGAAAAAUAGCUGCUUCCCAGUCAGUGAGUUUUGGUGAGGGGCAUUAUAAACAGUGAGAGUUCCAUAGCAGCGAGGUUUGGAGUGAAGCAAAGCAGCCGGGUUCAUUAAAAGGUAUUUUUUGUGUGAAAAGGUUGCCUUUACUAUAGGAGUCAAAGGUCAAACACAGCUGGACCGCAGCUGUUUUCUGUCCUCCCUCCUCUGUCCUCUCGGUUCAUCUCGGGCCCUCAGUCAGAACAGGACGGAAACAGAUUAUUAAUAGUCAUUGUUUGUCUCUUCUGAGUGAACACAGACAUAUGGCCAUAUUCUUAUCCCCUGAUAUUGGAAAUCCUUAGGGCCUGCAGCUCUACUCAAUCAGAUAAGUGGUUCUGUGGUGUGAAAGUCUGUUUUUGUGUGUGUGUCUAUUGCCGUGGUUGCCGAGGAAGUUAGCUGGAGUGUGGAGAGAGACAGUGACCCUGCAAUCCCAUGAGCCACUUCAGAAUGUUAAUGCAGGCGUUUUGGUGUGGAACUGGCCGGCUGAACGGUUCAUGGUUUACUACCCCGCCAACCAGCUCUCUCCAAUGCCUGAUCAACAGCAAAUACUGACAUUCUCCUUAUUUCUCCUCAUAUGCCACUUGGCUUUUUAUAUCUGAGCUCUGAGCAGAUGACGCAAUGGGUUAUAAAAGAAUGUUCCAGGUCAAAAUGUUGACCCUGUUAGAUUGAAGGAUAUCCUUUGUAUGACACCCAUGUCAUGAAGACUGCUGUUCCCUCCAGAGUCCAUUGCUCCAAAGGACCAUGGGACUUCUCAUUGGCCCUCUUCCCAUGAUGCAUUUGGCUGAGCCAGAGCGGUAGACCCUGAAACGCUUUCAGCAAGCACAUCUAAUAAUAACAAGUAUGUUGAAAUUCAGUAGUUGUUCUUGCUUUCAGCAAGCACACCUCUAAAAUCAUUCCAGUAACUGUAUUCUGCACGUGGAACGAAACAGAUACUCUACCAUGGUUCAAAUGCAAUAGAUGGUAUUUUUUACACUGAUACAACGUCCAGCAGAUGAUCUUGUAAUGCUCAAACAGAGAUUCCCAUAGAAAAGGUUAGAACCUUGUCCACAAUGAUAACACAUUUCGAAAUUUGCAAAAUAAAAAAGAGGGGGGGGGGGGGGAAAGGAAAUGGAUCACGAUAACCAUUUCCAAUGUGAUGUCACAGGGAGAAAAGGAAUGGGGAGAAUAUAUCACAGAUCAUGCCUUUCCACCCUGGAGAGUAUACAGAACACACACUGUGACUGUAUUUCCAAACUGAUGGCGAAAAAAUCCAACUGUUAAAACAAAUGUUUGCCAUGCUGAGCCUGCCUCUACAGCCAAACAUACAUCAACGCAGCCGAACAAACAAGAAGGAAAGAGGGAAAAGAAAAGAGGGGGAAGGAAUCACAUGCCUAAAUCACCAUACACUUCACAGCGUCUUCCCUCCCUGCCUGUAUCCCAAAAAGAUGAGAAGAAUGUCAAAAAACAACAUCCUUUGAUUGUUGCACACGCAGAACACAGGAUUUUAGGAUCAAAUGUGACGUCUGUUCUUUUCAUAUGACGGAUGGGGGAAUAAGAGGAAAGAAAACGUACAUCUUGCCCCCUUUCCAUCUCUUCUAUCAUGCUGACCUGGCCAUUACUCGGCUGUAUAUUUGCUCUGAUCUCAGAUCAUCUGGCGAAUCAUUAAAAAGCCUCACCAAGUUCAGUAUUGAAGUGUCUCCACUUCCUGAAAACCGCUAUUUCUAUCUAUCUCAGCCUUGACUUCAGGCAGAGUGCGAAUGACACCAUGACAUUUGGGGGGGGGGGGGUUGGUCUCUAUUGAAUUAAUGCGCUUACGUCAUUUAAGCGGUAAAAAUGAAUUACCUUUUAAUGUGUCAUGAACACAACCAGUCAUUAUAUUUUCAUCUGAUUGUCAAACAAAUCACUUCACAAAGUAGGCUACCUGUGCAUGUUCGUCCACUCCAAAAUAAUUCCAGCACCCAAACUACAUGUAUACUCGCGCCAUUUGAUGAAUGGAAACAGACAUCUGUUACAAAACACCAAAAAGUGUGACUAAUGACAUUCAGCGAUUGCCAUUGAUUAGGCCUACAUUAAUUGAUGCGUCUUGCUGACAAAUUGACAUUUUUUGUGGCCUGGAAAUUCGGGACACGUGGAAUGGGGCUGAAACUGUCCCGGGAAAAACAGGAUGGUCACCCUAACACACAUGGUCAACUUAAUAGCCUAGGCUACAAUGUGUAUUACCAUGAACUUCAAACAGGCCUACCGGUAGCCAGUGAUGUAGUGGUACAAAAAAUAGAUGGGUAAACUCUGAUUGCCGGUUGCAGUGAAAAUAAAUGAUGCUCCCUAUACUUUCAAUGCAUUUUUCUAAAAAAAUAAACUACUUCUGGCCACGGAUGGCAUGGAGAACACCAGUACCCAUGCGCACCUGAAAAACAAAGCAAUGAGCGCUCCAAACAGCUGACUGACAAAAGCAAACAAUGAUAAAUCAACAGAUACAUCCAAUGCAUUGCAAUAAAGGCAGAAGCUAUUUUUUAUUAAGGAUGCAUGGCAAACAAAUUGUGAAAAUUAGGAAGUACAAAGAAAAGUCUAUGCAUAAAGGAGCUCAGCUGAUAGCGAAAUUCAGCACUUCUGUGUUGAUAGCGCCACCACAUAGAAAUAAAUAGUUUAACCAUGACAGAGAGGUGGGGGUGUUUUUCAUUUGGAAGCUUUAAUUUUCAUAUUUUACCACUACAUUCUAAGCAAACAGAGAAUGGUUAACUUAACAUUAUUUAGAGUCCCCAUUAUUUAAAGUUUGACUUUUGGUGCAUUUAGGGGAGCUAACCACUCACUCAAGGGAGCUGAGCCCCCCUGGCAACCCCUUAAUUCACACUUUGACUUCAGGUACAUUAAUGCACCUCUAAGUGUAGGCUCUUUAUAAGGGGGGUGCUACUACCCAGGUCAUUUGUACUUUUGAACCCUCUAGCAGAAAAAAGGGGGCAUCAAGCAUUGCGCAAUCCUUCAGAAUACACGUUAACACUCACCUUGUCCCUUCUGUAUUAUCAUGUUUCCACCUAUCCCCUAUUUGGACUGCACAGCUUAUGUGACAUAAAAGUAAAGUGCCUAGAUAUCGGCCAUUUUGAUAUGUUCUAAUGAUACCAUGUUGUCGUUAGGUAUAAUAAGGACGGCCUUGCCGAACAUGGACCGCGAGGUGAAGGAGCAGUACCAGGUGCUUAUACAGGCCAAGGAUAUGGGAGGUCAGCUGGGAGGUCUGGCCGGGACCACCACCAUCAACAUCACCCUCAGCGACGUCAACGACAACCCACCAAGGUUCUCCAAAAGUAAGAGAGAGAGAGAGAGGAAGAGAUUCAAAUAGAGGCCUGUUUGCACACACCACUCUAGGGAGAGAGACAGCAAUUAAGAGAGAGAGAGAGAGAGAGAGAGAGAGAGAGAGAGAGAGAGAGAGAGAGAGAGAGAGAGAGAGAGAGAGAGAGAGAGAGAGAGAGAGAGAGAUGCAGAAUUCUGCAAAAAUAUCCUGUGUGUCCAAUGUAAAACACCAAAUAAAGUAUGCAGAGCAGAAUUAGGCAGAUACCCGCUAAUUAUCAAAAUCCAGAAAAGAGCUGUUAAAUUCUACAACCACCUAAAAGGAAGCUAUUCCCAAACCUUCCAAAGCCAUCACCUACAGAGAGAUGAACCUGGAGAAAAGUCCCCUAAGCAAGCAAGUCCUGGGGCUCUGUUCACAAACACAAACAGACCCCACAGAGCCCCAGGACAGCAACACAAUUAGACCCAACCAAAUCAUGAGAAAACUAAAAGUUAAUUACUUGACACAUUGGAUAAAAUCAACAAAAAAACAGAUCAAACUAGAAUGCUAUUUUGCCCAAAACAGAGAGUACACAGUGGCAGAAUACCUGACCACUGUGACUGACCCAAACUUAAGGAAAGCUUUGACUAUGUACAGACUCAGUGAGCAUAGCCUUGCUAUUGAGAAAGGCCACCGUAAGCAGACCUGGCUCUCAAGAGAAGACAGGCUAUGUGCACACUGCCCACAAAAUGAGGUGGACACUGAGCUGCACUUCUUAACCUCCUGCCAAAUGUAUGGCCAUAUUAGAGACACAAUUUCUCUCAGAUAACACAGACCCAUAAAGAAUUCAAAAACAAAACUCCCAUAUCUAUUGGGUGAAAUACCACAGUUUGCCAUCACAGCAGCAAAAUGUGUGACCUGUUGCCUCAAGAAAAGGGCAACCAGUGAAGAACAAACACCAUUAUAAAACCCAUAUUCAUGUUUAUUUAUUUUCCCUUUUGUACUUUAACUAUUUGCACCUAAUAUGACAUUUGAAAUGUCUUUAUUAUUUUCGAACUUUUGUGAGUGUAAUGUUUACUGUUAAUAAACAAAAGUUAAAUAAACAAUAAAUAAGUAUCUAUUUCACUUGCUUUGGCAAUGUAAGGACCUUAAAUUGAAAUUGAAUUGAAACAUUGAGAGAGAGAGAGAGAGAGAGAGGAGAGAGAGAGAGAGAGAGAGAGAGAGAGAGAGAGAGAGAGAGAGAGAGAGAGAGAGAGAGAGAGAGAGAGAGAGAGAGAGAGAGAGAGAGAGGAGAGAGAGAGAGAGAGAGGAGAGAGAGAGAGAGAGAGAGAGGAGAGAGAUCGAGCUCUUUGUUAUUGUGUUGGUGCUGUUGUGUGUAUGAAGUUGACGUUACCUUUCCAUGUAGACUUGUGUUAAAAAGCAUGUUGAUAUUAUCGGUUUUAAUAUAGCCAUUUCAUUUUUUGAGUGAAUAAUUGAUUAUAAUGCUGAUGCACAGAGGACAGAUGUCUAUGUUCUUUAUAUUUCUUUACUAUAUAUUAUUUAUUUUAUAGCUUAGUACUUUGCCACAUCCAAGUAAACAUACUUACAUAUUUACCUUCCAUUAAAGAGUUCUUCAUUAUUUAAAGGGAGUUUCUCUUUUUUCAGUUGCAGUGUUCAACUCAAGACAGAGUCAGCAUGGGAGUUGAUGCCUGUAAUAAAAUAUCUGGAAUUAAUUAUUUACUUUAAGCUUCCAAACAAAUCAAUUAAAUUAAAUAGUUAAUCAGUGCACAAGUAAGACACUAGAAGCAGGCCAAACAUGCAGAUUGUGUUAUUGUGUAAGAUUGUGUUAUUCAUUAAUUUAUUGAUCGAUGAAAAUCUAAAUCCAGCAUAUUUGAACAACAUGGAUCAAUUCAACAAAUGUGAAUAUGCAUAUUUAUAAACACAGCCUAUAUACAGACAAAUAUAAUAUUUAAGAUAACUUUUCAAAACCAUUUGACUGAAUAUGAAAAGUUAAGGGAAUAAUGCAAGCAUGCAAUUGUGACUGAGUAUACUGCUCUGGUCUCUAAAUAUUUUGAUAUACAUUUGACGACAGCCUACCCACUGGUCAUAGACUUCAGUUCAACGUCUAGUUUUGUUUUACAUUAGGAUGAGUUGUCUACUAAAGUGAAUUCAAUGUGAAAUCAACCAAACAUUUCCUCGUCAUUGGAUUUAGGUUGCCCCAACAGAUUCAUAGACGACGUAAUCUCAAUUGCAUUCCACACUGCCAUCACCCAACUACAAAAGAGGAAUACCUCUUGUCCCCUCCAAGCUCGUCACCAAGCUUAGGACUCUGGAACUGAACACCUUCCUGGAUCUUGGACUUCCUGACGGGCCGACCCCAGGUGGUAAGGGUAGGCAACAUCCCCUCCGCCACGCUGACCCUCAACAUGGGGGCCCCACAGGGGUGUGUGCUUAGUCCUCUCCACGACUUUGUGGUCACGCAUGUCUCCAACACGACGGUGGUAGGCCUGAUCAUCGGUGACGAUGAGACAGCCUACAGGGAGGAGGUCAGUGACUUGGCAGUGUGGUGCCAGGACAACAACCUCUCCCUCAACGUCAGUAAGACCAAGGAGCUGAUAGUGGACUACAUCGGCGAGGCUGCAGUGGAGCGGGUCGAGAUAUUCAAGUUCCUUGGUGUCCAAAAAACUAAGGACUUAAAGUGGUCCAUGACAGCGCAUCUUCCCCCUCAGGAAGUUGAAAAGUUUUGGCAUGGUCCCUCAAAUCCUCAAAAAGUUGUACAGCGGCACCACUGAGAGCAUCUUGACUGGCUGCAUACCUGCUUGGUAUUGCAACAGCACUGCCCUCGAUUGCAUGGCGCUACAGAGGGUGGUGCGGACAGCCCAGUAAGUCACUGGGGCCAAGCUCCCUACACCUCUCUAUCAGGUGGUGUGAAAGGAAGGCCAGGAAAAUCGUUAAAGACUCCAGCCACCCAAGCCAUAGACAGUUCUCUCUGCUUCCGCACGGCAAGCGAUACCGGUGCAUCAAGUCUGACACCAACAGGCUCCUGAACAGCUUCUAUCCACAAUCCAUAAGAUUGCUAAAUAGCUAACAGAAUGGCUACAACGACUAUCUGAGUUGGCCCUUGUAUUUUAUUUUUGCACUGUCUCAAUGCACACUGACAGGGCUCUACACAGUCACACACACUGACAGUCCAACACACACAUAAUAUGUACACACUAUACUAACUCUACACACACACACUCACAAACAAUCAUCAUUUACGCUGCUGCCACUCUGUUUAUCAUAUAUCCUGAUGCCUAGUCACCUUACCCCUAUACAUGCAGUGCAUUCGGAAAGUCUUCAGACCCCUUGACAUUUUCCACAUUUUGUUAUGUUACAGACUUAUUCUAAAAGGGCUUAAAACAAAUCCUCAUCAAUAUACACACAAUACCCCAUAAUGACAAAGCGAAAACAGGUUUUAUAUAGGUAUUCAGACCCUUUGCUAUGAGUCUCGAAAUUGAGCUCAGGUGUAUCCUGUUUCCAUUUAUCAUCCUUGAAAUGUUUCUACAACUUGAUUGGAGUCUACCUGUGGUAAAUUAAAUUGGUUGGACAUGAUUUGGAAAGGCUCACAUCUGUCUAUAUAAGGUCCCGCAGUUGACAGUGCAUAUCAGAGCAGAAACCAAGCCAUGAGGUCAAAGGAAUUAUCUGUAGAGCUCCGAGGCAGGAUUGUGUCGAGGCACAGAUCUGGGGAAGGGUACCAAAACAUUUGUGCAGCAUUGAAGGUCGCCAAGAACACAGUGGCCUCCAUCAUUCUUAAAUGGAAGAUGUUUGGGACCACCAAGACUCUUCCUAGAGCUGGUCGCCCGGCCAAACUGAGCAAUCGAGGUUGAAUGGCCUUGGUCAGGGAGGUGACCAAGAACCUGAUGGUCACUCUGAAAGAGCUCCAGAGUUCCUCUGUGGAGAUGGGAGAACCUUCCAGAAGGACAACUAUCUCUGCAGCACUCCACCAUUCAGGCGUUUAUGGUAGAGUGGCCAGACAGAAGCCCGCUUGGAGUUUAAAAGGCACAUGACAGCCUGCUUGGAGUUUGCCAAAAGGCACCUAAAGGCACUCAGACCAUGAGAAACUAAAUUCUCUGGUCUGAUGAAAACAAGAUUGAACUCUUUGGCCUGAAUGCCAAGCGUCACGUCUGGAGAAAACUUGGCACCAUCCCUACGGUGAAGCAUGGUGGUGGCAGCAUCAUGCUGUGGGGAUGUUUUUUAGCGGCAGGGACUGGGAGACUAGGCAGGAUCGAGGGAAAGAUGAACGGAGCAAAGUACAGAGAGAUCCUUGAUGAAAACCUGCUCCAGAGCGCUCAGGAUCUCAGACUGGGGUGAAGGUUCACCUUCCAACAGGACAAUGACCCUAAGCACACAACCAAGACAACACAGGAGUGGCUUUGGGACAAGUCUCUGAAUGUCCUUGAGUGGCCCAGCCAGAGCCCGGACUUGAACCCGAUCAAACAUCUCUGGAGAGACCUGAAAUUAGCUGUGCAGCGACGCUCCCCAUCCAACCUGAAAGAGCUUGAGAGGAUCUUCAGAGAAGAAUGGGAGAAACUCCCCAAAUACAGGUGUGCCAAGCUUGUAGCGUCAUACCCAAGAAGACUCGAGGCUGUAAUCGCUGCCAAAGUUUCUUCAACUAAGUACUGAGGAAAGGGUCUGAAUACUUAUGUAAAUGUCAUAUUUCCGUGUUUUAUUUUUAAUAAAGUUGAUACAUUUUAUAAAAACCUGUUUUUUCUUUGUCAUUAUGGGGUAUUGUGUGUAGAUUGAUAAAGGAUUUUAUUUUUUUUCAUCAAUUUUUGAAUAAGGCUGUAACUUAACAAAAUUUGGAAAAAGUCAAGGGCUCUGAAUACUUUCCGAAUGCUCUGUAUCUACCUCUAUCACUCCAGUAUCCCUGCACAUUGUAAAUAUGGUAUUGGAACCUUCCCUUUAUACAGCUUCUUACUUUCUCGUGUUCUUCUUAUUUAUUUAUUUUAUUUCUUGUGUGUGUUUGUUCUAUAUUAUGUUUAUUUUAGUGCUACAUUGAUAUUGAUUACUGCAUUGUUGUGUUUGGAGCUAGCAAGAAAGGCAUUUCACUGUACUUGUGCACAAAACUUGAAACUUAAAAGGUUGGAUGAAAAAAGGACUAAAUUCCUUUACGUUGAUUACUUUUUACAAAUCUAAUCAGUUUUCCAUGUUGAUUCAACAUCAUCACAUUGACAUUUUUGGUUGAAAUGACGUGGAUACAACGUUGAUUCAACCAGUUUUUGCCUUUUGGGUACUGUAGGCAGGCAGUCACCCCACUCUGGGAUUCCCCCCCCCCCCCCCCCCUCAUAAUGCUGUUACAGCACAGAGGUUCAGACCAGGGGUGAUGUCUCCUGUCCGUCCUGAUGCUCGCUUCCAAACCAUUUCGGGACACACUGAAAAAAAGCCCAAUACAAUGCCAGAAGUUGAAAAUGAGCUUGUCUAGAUCAAUCUAUUUAUUUUUGUCUGUAAGGUUUCUUUCACCUGAGAGUCCCUGAGUCCUCUGCAGUGGGUUCUGCUGUGGGAAGGAUCAAAGCUCAUGACUUGGACAUCGGGAAGAACGCAGAAGUAGAGUACAAAAUCGUACCGGGGGACGGUGGCAAC